UGUAGAAUAACGGUUGUAGUGUGGGGGAAAUUGUUGGGUAUUUGGUAAAUUAUAGAUUUAGAAAUUUAGUGAGAUAAAAAAAAUUGUAUAUAAAGGGAUAAAGGGGAUGUAAAGGGGUAGAAAAGAUUUGGAAGACUCUUGAUCUGAGCGACUGUUUUGACCAUCGUUGCGGGGAGUUGAUGUCCUUCAUUAGGGAGAUCCACAAAAGAUGCCCAGUUGAUAAUUUUUCAAAGGUGAUUGUAGUAUCUCGGGCCUGUCUCAAGCUAUCGAGAGGCCUAGGGCCUAACUUUAAAAUGGGGAUUUUUAUUAAAAGAAAAAAAAUCAAAUAAGCUUUUAAUCAUAAAUAUAUAAUUAAACAUAAUUAAAAAAAUUACCUUUCUCUCAUAAGAAAAUCCGAGAUGCUUUUUUCGGUAUUCCCAUCAUCAAAUCUCCGGUCCUGAUGGCUUUGAUUUUCGUUUCUUCAAGGCUUUAUGGCAGGAUAUUGGUGGUGAAGUUUGUACAGUAGUUGGCCAUUUUUUUGAGACAAGGAUAAGCUCCAUGAUACAACUCCUUCGUUGGUUCCUAAAGUUGUUAAUCCUUCUCGGGCUGUAGACUACAGACCUAUAGCUUGUUGUUCUACCAUAUACAAGUGCAUCUCUAAACUGUUAUGUUCUCGUAUGGCUAUGAUUCUUCCUGAUCUUAUUCAACCGAACCAAGGAGCUUUUAUUCAGGGAUUCAAGGUAGUUUCAAGGGAGAGAAAGGGCUGCGUCAAGGGGACUCUUUCUGCUGUUAGAGUGUUCAAAGUAGCUCUUGAGGAUUUUAGUGCUGCUACAUGGCUCUCUGUUAAUACUAGUAAAUCACACAUCUUUUUUGGAGGAGUUAAUGCACCAGAUAGAAGGAUUAUAGCUCAUGAGAUUCAGCUUUCUAAAGGGACAUUUCCUCUUAAGUAUCUAGGGGAUCCUAUGCGGCCAACUAAGUGGAAACAUGAAGACUAUGAAAUUAUUAUUCAAAAGAUUAGAUUGCGACUUCAUACUUGGGCUAGUAGGCACCUGUCUUUUGCUGGCCGAAUGCAGCUCAUUCAUUCAGUUUUAUUUGGACUUCGUAAUUACUGGAUGAACAUCUUUUUGCUUCCCCAAAGUGUUGUUAAGGAAGUGGAAAAACUUUCACUACAAGAAAAAAUAGUAUUCAUAACACUUAAAAACUGCUAACCGGGAGUAUUGAUAACGCUUCUGAAAACGCUGACAUAGCCCCUGUUAUUAAAAGUCCUGUCUUUUCUAUAGCAGUAUUCAAAUGUUA
Molecule: messenger RNA, 1275 nt
Organism: Humulus lupulus (European hop)
Lineage: Eukaryota; Viridiplantae; Streptophyta; Magnoliopsida; Rosales; Cannabaceae
Exons: 3
Coding region: 657-1187 (176 amino acids)
Source: RefSeq, a predicted model, not a curated record